GGGAAAGCCUGGGCGAAUCUCUGGCCUUUCCCGCCGCGGCGCCGCCUCCUGCUGGGCCUGCGCCUCCUCCUCUUCCUCCACUUCUCGUCCUCCUCCUCCGCCUCCUCCUGAUCUCCCUCCUCCGGGUUCCCGGCUUCCUCGCCGCAAGCUGGCGCUCUCUGCGAUGGCGACCCGAAGCCCCGGCGUCGUGAUUAGUGACGAUGAGCCCGGUUUUGACCUAGAUUUAUUUUGUAUACCUAAUCACUACGUCGAGGAUUUGGAAAAGGUGUUUAUUCCUCAUGGACUAAUUAUGGACAGGACUGAGCGGCUUGCCCGUGACGUCAUGAAAGAGAUGGGGGGCCAUCACAUCGUAGCCCUGUGUGUGCUCAAGGGGGGGUACAAAUUCUUCGCUGACCUGUUGGAUUACAUCAAAGCCCUGAACAGAAACAGUGACCGAUCCAUCCCUAUGACCGUGGAUUUCAUCAGACUAAAGAGUUACUGCAAUGACCAGUCAACCGGGGACAUCAAGGUCAUCGGUGGAGAUGACCUCUCAACUUUAACUGGAAAGGUAUGUGUUCUGGAGAUGGACAUCAUUGACACCGGCAAAACGAUGCAGACAUUGCUGUCCUUGGUCAAGCAGUAUAAUCCAAAGAUGGUCAAGGUUGCAAGCUUGCUGGUGAAAAGGACCCCUCGCAGUGUUGGAUACAGACCAGACUUUGUCGGAUUUGAAAUUCCAGACAAGUUUGUCGUGGGAUAUGCCCUUGACUAUAAUGAAUACUUCAGGGACUUGAAUCAUGUUUGUGUCAUCAGUGAAAAUGGGAAGGCCAAGUACAAAGCUUAAAACGUGAGCGUUCCAGUUGGAUUUGGGAUUCCAGGGAAGACACCGUUGACGUUAGCAAAUGUUCUAGUUCUGUGGCCAUCUAUCUGCUUAGUUGAGCUUAUUGCAUGCUUCCUCUAAAGAAUUGUGUCUGUUUGGGAUUUUAGAAGUGUCAGUUGCUGCAUUCCUGAACUCUUUUAUUUGCACUACGAGCCUAGACUAUCAGUUCCCUUCGGCUGGAUUACUGUUUGACUCAUGUUUGUGUCUCAAGUGACACCACUACUGAAUGGAAAGAUUGAAAUCGUAUCUGUAAGAAACAUUGAAAGAGAAGAUAUAUUAGUUUUUUAAUUGGUAGCCUUUUUAUAUAUUCCGAAAAGAGCAGAAAUGCAGAGUGUUAAAGAUGCCACUGUUGUUUAGUCCGUUUGCUCAGCGACAGCAGCACCUCAGAGGUGAUGUUAGAACAGAUACGCCACGCAGCCUGGAAUUAUUUUAGGAACGUUUCCCUAGUACUAACUGUUAUUUUUCUGCUUGUUCAGAUUAGUGCUGGUGAUUUGUUAACAGUUAUUUCUUUUCAAUACUCAAAUAAAUUCCAGAAACUACCACUUUUUCAAUUCUUAAGUGUAUCAAUUUAUCCUUAAAAUAAAGGCUGUCUCUUUCAAAACAAA
Suncus etruscus (white-toothed pygmy shrew) is the source of this 1461-nucleotide messenger RNA. It is a transcript of the gene HPRT1, whose product is annotated as hypoxanthine phosphoribosyltransferase 1. The transcript has 8 exons. The record is from RefSeq and is a predicted model, not a curated record. NCBI's taxonomy places the organism in Eukaryota, Metazoa, Chordata, Mammalia, Eulipotyphla, Soricidae. The coding region runs from base 164 to 820 and encodes 218 amino acids. Gene Ontology annotation, biological process: GMP salvage; hypoxanthine metabolic process; IMP salvage. Gene Ontology annotation, molecular function: hypoxanthine phosphoribosyltransferase activity; magnesium ion binding.